UAAUAAAUAAUAAAGGAGUUAUUAUUAUAUAUAAGAUUUGAAGAAAACUUCAAAAGAAAAUAGCGGAACAAUGGCGGGUCUUAAGGUGUUCCAAAGCUUGAGAACUCUAACAUUCCCUUCAUUAUCUCAUUUCUUUCUUUCUUCAUUCAUCCAAAUAUGCUCUCUGAUCCCUCACCAUCCAUCAGAAUGCCCUCAACAAGAACUGGUUCAUUCAGACACAGUUUCCUUGAAAAAUCCAAAGAGAGACUCCUCGCUAAAAAAGAAUACCCUGAUUUCGCGUUCAACGAUCCCCUCGAUGAAGAUGAAGAUGCCGCCCCCAAAAACUGUUUCAAUCUCGACGCGCUCUCUGAUCGCGUCUCCAACAUUCGCAAUGCUACAACAGACUUCAUCGCUAAAUUAUAUGAGAUGGGUCGUUCGGAUCGACGCAAAGUGGUCUUUGCUAUGAAAGCUGGUUUAUCUUUGGCUCUUGUUUCUCUUUUUAUAUAUAUUAAGGAAGAACAACUCAGCAAGUACUCUAUUUGGGCUAUUCUCACUGUUGUUGUUGUUUUCGAAUUCAGCAUAGGUGCAACACUUAACAAAGGGUUCAAUCGUGCUUUGGGAACAAUUUCAGCUGGAGUGCUUGCUCUUGGGAUUGCACGACUAUCCGUUUUGGUUGGUGGAGCUUUUGAGGAGCUUCUUAUUGUUGUAGCUAUUUUUAUUGCAGGGUUCUGUGCAAGUUUUGUGAAGCUGUAUCCUGCAAUGAAGCCUUAUGAAUAUGGAUUUCGUGUAUUCUUGUUAACGUUUUGUAUUGUGUUGGUGUCUGGGAGACAUGGAAUGCAGUUUUUCACCACUGCUUUUUACAGAUUGGUACUUAUUGGUGUUGGUGCUGGUGUGAGUUUGUCUGUGAAUAUUUGCAUUUACCCCAUUUGGUCUGGAGAGGAUCUCCACAAAUUGGUGGUAAAAAAUUUCCAUGGAGUUGCUGGAUCUUUAGAAGGUUGUGUAAAUGGAUACCUACAAUGUGUUGAAUAUGAGAGGGUCCCAUCUAAAAUUCUUGUUUAUCAAGCCUCUGAUGACCCUCUGUACCGUGGCUAUAGAACAGCAGUGCAAUCGUCAACCCAAGAGGAAACUUUGGUAGAUUUUGCAUUAUGGGAGCCACCUCAUGGUCCAUACAAGAUGUUCAAUUAUCCUUGGAGAAGCUAUGUCAAAGUUAGUGGAGCAUUGAGACAUUGUGCUUUCAUGGUCAUGGCAAUGCAUGGAUGCAUACUUUCAGAAAUACAGGCACCUCCAGAAAAAAGGUUGGUAUUCUCUGAACAACUUCAGAAGGUUGGUGCUGAAGGAGCUAAAGUAUUACGUCAACUAGGAAGCAAAGUGGAAAAAAUGGAGAAGCUAAGCACAAGAGACAUUCUAUUAGAAGUUCAUGAGGCAGCUGAGCUAUUGCAGAUGAAGAUUGACAGUCAUUCUUUCCUUUUAGUCAAUUCAGAGAAUUGGGAAGCUGUAAGACGACAACAAGCUAAAGAAAAUGGACAACCCGACAUCGAGGUUAAAGACAACGAGAACAAACUGUCCACAAUCAAUGAACCCGUGGAUGAAUCAAAACUUAAUAUAAGCAUACAACAAUCGAUGGCAGAAUCGAGUUUUGCACAAUCCAUGAACAAAGGCUUAGUAUCAUGGCCUCACCUCUCUUUUUGCACCGAUGCAAUAGUAAAUGAGCCGGAAUCUAAAGUAUAUGAGAGUGCUAGCUCAUUGUCUUUGGCUACAUUUGCGUCGCUUUUAAUCGAGUUUGUUGCUAGACUUCAAAAUCUUGUGGAUGAAUUCCAAGAUCUUAGUGAGAAGGCUAAUUUUAAAGAUCCCUUUGAUCAACCUAUGCUGAAGUAGUAGGGGUUAGUCACACUUUGGACAUGAUUUUAAAGACAUUAAACAUGACAAUGGAUAUAUUUUGUUUCAUUUAUCAAAAAAAUUGAAAUAGUAAAUACAUUAUUUUCUUUGGAUUA
Messenger RNA from Cicer arietinum (chickpea), 1970 nucleotides. RefSeq names its product aluminum-activated malate transporter 4. The record is from RefSeq and is a predicted model, not a curated record. Gene Ontology annotation, biological process: malate transport. Lineage: Eukaryota; Viridiplantae; Streptophyta; Magnoliopsida; Fabales; Fabaceae.